AUGUUUAGAUUAUUAUUAAUUGUUGGUUUAUUUUUAAUAACAAGUGCUGGAAGAUCUCCACAUGCUGACUACGUGACUCGUCUAAACCAGGAAAGCGCUUUUGGACCAACACUUUCGGACAAUCUUCUUUUAGAUGCUAUUUUAGAUGUACCUGAUAUGAUCAGAAGAUACAACUAUCCGAUGGAGGAACAUUUUGUAAUUACUCCUGAUGGAUAUAUUCUGGGCGUGCAACGGAUUCCCCACGGUCGAGACAGGAACAAUAUACCUGGAGACAGGCCAGCUGUCUUUGUUAUGCAUGGCCUUUUGAGCUCCUCAGCCGAUUACCUGAUCUCAGGUCCUGGAGAUGCUUUAGCUUACAUCCUGGCGGAGGAAGGAUAUGAUGUGUGGCUUGGCAAUGCUCGCGGAAAUUAUUAUUCGCGGAAGCAUUUAACACUCAACCCCGAUGGCGAAGACACUUUAUUAUUUUGGGACUUUUCCUGGGAUGAAAUUGGAAACAUUGAUUUACCAACGAUGAUAGACUAUGUUCUCGCUCAGACUGGUAAAUCGGCGUUGCAUUACAUUGGUAUGUCGCAGGGAACUACGUCAUUCUUUGUUAUGGGUUCCUUGCGGCCGGAUUACAACAAUAAGAUAAUCUCAAUGCACGCUUUGGCACCGGUAGCGUAUUUGGGACAUACCAAGCACUCUCUAUUGAGGCAUAUAGCGCGUUAUUCAGCAAAUCUUGCGGCUUUAGCGCGUUUGAUUGGUCUUGGAGAAUUUUUACCAAACAGUGUUAUAUGGACAUGGGUUGGUCAGAAUAUGUGCAAAGACAAAGCACCAUUACAAGUAGUCUGCAAAAAUAUUUUCUUUUUCAUAGGAGGCCAUAAUGAAGAUCAAUUCAAUGCUACUUUGUUACCGGUUAAAUUCGGUCACUUCCCCGCCGGUGCCUCAGUCCGCCAGUUAAGCCACUAUGGGCAGAGUAUAUCAACUUCAAUGUUCCGACGAUAUGACCAUGGUUGGGCUCAAAAUCUAUUAAGAUAUGGAUCACCUGAGCCCCCUCGCUACAACUUAUCAAAUAUAGUCUGUCCUGUAUACCUUCACUAUUCCGAAAGCGAUCCAUUAGCUGAUGUCAUUGACGUCAAUAAAUUGUUUAACGAAUUGGGUGGUACUCCGAUAAGGAUACGUGUUCCUGACAAAAAAUUCAGCCAUAUUGACUUCGUAUGGGGCAUUGAUGCAAAAACCUUAGUCUAUGAUAACGUGAUAGAUGUUAUGAAAAACUUUGAUAAAACCGGAAAAGAAACAAAAGACUUUAGAUAA
Messenger RNA from Pieris macdunnoughi, 1293 nucleotides. Lineage: Eukaryota; Metazoa; Arthropoda; Insecta; Lepidoptera; Pieridae. The record is from the annotation of a GenBank genome assembly.